UUGUUCACAGGAGAUGUGCGAAUAGUGGUGCUUCAGUGCAUCUGUUCCUGCUGAUAAACCUCGCCGCAGGGCUUUUGCGAGCCCCGUUAGAUUCGUUCCCUCAUUUGCUCAGACUUUGGAUGGAGUGGAGCUCCAAGGUGCCGCCGCCGCCUUGGGAUAUGGCGGAACUGGGGCAGGGGGCGGAGGUCAGCAUGGGGGCUCUGGCCGGGCCGGGCUUCGUUCUCGGGAGCCAGAGCGGCGGGUUGAUGGAUUGUUCAGUCGAUCUGAGACUGGGUGGGCUAGGUGAGUUCAGGCCGGCGGAGAGGUGGCUCCCCAACCCCACAGAGUCCUCGGCGGCAGCGGCUCCGUCGCGGAGAGCCCGGGCGAGCGGCAAUGCCAGCGCCUCGUGCUUAGUAGACGAGUGCAAGUCCGACCUCAGUAACUCCCGGGAGUAUCACCGGCGGCACAAGGUCUGCGAGGUCCACUCCAAGACUCCGGUGGUGAUGGUUGGCGGGCAGGAGCAGCGCUUCUGCCAACAGUGCAGCAGGUUUCACCAACUGGUGGAGUUUGACGAGGCGAAACGAAGCUGCCGGAAACGCCUGGACGGGCACAAUCGACGCCGGAGGAAGCCUCCUCAAGAAUCCAUCAACACCAGUCGCUUAUUCCGGAGCACUCAGGGCAUGCUAGGAAGCAGCAGGUUCCUAAUGUAUCCUCCUCAUCCGACGGCUCCAAUUCCGGCACAGGGGCACGAGGACCCACCGCUUGCAACUUCCUUUCUGCACGGCGACGCCGGUCCUUUCUCUCAGUCCACAUUCCGGCCCAUGCUCAAGGCGACACCUUCAGCAGAGAGCGGCAGCAGCAGCAGCAGAAUUCUUGCCCAAGCCUUCGACUCCGACUGUGCUCUCUCUCUUCUGUCAGCGGCAGCUCAAGAGGAUUCGGGCAUCGGCCAGAUGCUGCCUGCUGGAAGGAUUCCCAUGCACCAGCCCCUGGUUUCAGACCUUGCCUACGCCGCCGCUCAGGCCUCAUGCUACGCUCCAGUGGGCGACGUGUUUGUUUGCGGGGCUGGGGACUGCCAGUGUGUGUAUAAUGCGAUGGGUGGAGGAGGGCCUGCAGAGGAGGCCUCCCAAGCUCCUCCCUUCUCCUGGCAGUGAAUCGAUCGAUCUGAUCUCUGUUCGACAUAUAUUCUAAGUAUGAUGAUGAUGAUUAUUUUUUUAAAAAAAA
Molecule: messenger RNA, 1200 nt
Organism: Zingiber officinale
Lineage: Eukaryota; Viridiplantae; Streptophyta; Magnoliopsida; Zingiberales; Zingiberaceae
Product: squamosa promoter-binding-like protein 16
Exons: 2
Coding region: 120-1130 (336 amino acids)
Cellular component (GO): nucleus
Molecular function (GO): DNA binding
Source: RefSeq, a predicted model, not a curated record